ACUUCCCUUGAACGGCGAGGGCGCUGCUCAUACACACCGGUACAAUGGCGGCGCCUACAGUAGAAAAAGUUCAAGAGGUACGAGAGGUGACAAGAAUUGAAAGAAUUGGAGCGCAUUCCCACAUUCGAGGUCUGGGUCUUGAUGAUGCUUUGGAUGCUAGAAAUGUCUCCCAGGGAAUGGUGGGACAGGUGGAUGCUCGCAGAGCAGCGGGAGUCAUUCUGGAGAUGAUCAAGGAAGGAAAGAUUGCUGGACGAGCAUGUCUCAUUGCCGGACAUCCAGGCACAGGGAAGACUGCCAUAGCCAUGGCUAUGGCCCAGGCUUUAGGAACCGACACACCUUUUACCAGUAUAGCAGGCAGUGAAAUAUUUUCUCUGGAAAUGAGCAAAACAGAAGCAUUGACACAAGCAUUUAGAAAGUCUAUUGGCGUCCGCAUAAAGGAAGAGACAGAAAUCAUAGAAGGAGAAGUUGUGGAGAUACAGAUAGAUAGACCAGCCACUGGAACUGGAGCCAAAGUUGGAAAAUUGACACUGAAAACAACAGAAAUGGAAACAAUAUAUGAUCUUGGACAGAAGAUGAUUGAGUCGUUAACAAAAGAAAAAGUACAAGCUGGAGAUAUAAUUACAAUAGAUAAAGCCACGGGAAAAAUCACAAAGCUGGGACGAUCUUUUACACGAGCAAGAGAUUAUGAUGCCAUGGGAGCUCAGACAAAGUUCGUGCAAUGUCCAGAGGGUGAGCUACAGAAAAGGAAGGAAGUUGUCCAUACUGUCACAUUACAUGAAAUUGAUGUCAUCAACAGUAGGACACAAGGAUUUCUAGCACUGUUCUCAGGUGACACUGGAGAAAUCAAAAGUGAGGUUCGGGAACAGAUCAACAGUAAAGUGGCAGAGUGGCGGGAGGAAGGCAAGGCUGAGAUUGUUCCAGGGGUGCUGUUCGUUGACGAGGUACACAUGUUGGAUAUCGAGUGUUUCUCUUUCCUGAACAGAGCACUGGAAGACGACAUGGCUCCCAUCCUUAUCAUGGCAACCAACAGGGGCAUCACAAGAAUCAGAGGUACUAAUUACCAGAGCCCCCAUGGUAUUCCAAUAGAUUUGUUGGACAGACUGCUCAUCAUCGCCACCACUCCCUAUGAUGAGAAGGAGAUCAAACAGAUCCUCAAAAUCAGAUGUGAAGAAGAAGAUGUAGAAAUGACGGAUGAUGCAUUGACAGUAUUGACAAAGAUUGGAAUGGAAACAUCCCUUAGAUACGCCAUCCAGCUCAUCACAGUUGCCAGCCUAGUGUGUCGUAAGAGGAAGGGAUCAGAAGUGGAUGUGGAUGAUAUAAAACGAGUGUACUCCUUAUUCCUCGACGAGUCACGAUCCACACAGUUCCUAAAGGAAUACCAGGAGGAGUUCAUGUUCAACGAGAUGUCAGGAACAGCACAAUCUAUGGAGACGAGCUGAGUGGGACACAGAACCUAGGAUUCUUCUCAUUGUGUUGUUUUCAAUCAUUGUAUAUAAAGGGACUUUAUCACUGUUCGUGUUGACCAAACCACAUCAAAAUACACCAUUUUGCAAAAAAA
Messenger RNA from Mizuhopecten yessoensis (Yesso scallop), 1558 nucleotides. RefSeq names its product ruvB-like 2. Gene Ontology annotation, biological process: box C/D snoRNP assembly; chromatin remodeling; regulation of transcription by RNA polymerase II. Gene Ontology annotation, molecular function: DNA helicase activity; ATP binding; ATP hydrolysis activity. The coding region runs from base 45 to 1439 and encodes 464 amino acids. The transcript has 15 exons. The record is from RefSeq and is a predicted model, not a curated record. Gene Ontology annotation, cellular component: Swr1 complex; R2TP complex; NuA4 histone acetyltransferase complex. Lineage: Eukaryota; Metazoa; Mollusca; Bivalvia; Pectinida; Pectinidae.